This is a messenger RNA of Diaporthe amygdali, 1797 nucleotides long. RefSeq lists its product as uncharacterized. The transcript has 2 exons. Lineage: Eukaryota; Fungi; Ascomycota; Sordariomycetes; Diaporthales; Diaporthaceae. The record is from RefSeq and is a predicted model, not a curated record. Bases 1 to 1797 code for a protein of 598 amino acids.
AUGACAGGCAAGAGUCACGCACCUCCUGUUAGUAUAUCGAUAUGGGCCGAGCAAGUCGAUCAAGAUCCGUCAAUCCCAUCGGAAUAUAAGAAUGGCGCCCAAGACCAGCUCAACUUGUCCAGCACAUCACUCAGCUCUGGUUCCGAAGUUGAUGGGACUGACUCCAUCCACUUCAAGACAGUUUGGCACAAGUACCGUCGUAUCGAGUCCCUUGGCAACUUGAUGACGGAUGAUCCGGUAUCUGGCUAUACUGGAUAUGUCUCCAAUGAAAACAAUGACAAAGCCAGCUGUAUCUUCAGCUCCAAGAAAUCGAUGUGCCAACCCUAUCUUGACGAACUGAGGCUUUUGGAAGCUCAAAAUUGCAUGAUCUCCAAAGCAAAGGUUACCCAAGAAUCACCAUUCGACGGCAUGGCUGUGCGACGGCAACCUCUGCGGCCGUCAAGGAAUUGUGGAAGCUUCCAUUCGGCACUCCACUGGCAAUCGCUAGUCACUGCCACCGCCCGUAUGGCCCCAACUUCUGAUGAGCUCCGGAGAACACCUUCCAUCACCAAAUUGGGGUAUGAUAUGCUCGAGUCGUACGCUCCCUCGGCUGUCAAUCAACCAAUUGUACCAAAUACUCCCAAGCCUCAGCCGUCGCAGCAAGAUACUCCUAAGAGAACUGCGUAUAGCACUCCCGAAGUGAAGUCCUAUCGCCUAGCCAAAGGGGGCAAGUCAAAUAGACCCUCAGCAGAUGAGACUUACGUCAAUACGGCACUUUUGCUGUUGCUUCAAUCCAUCAUCAUGAUGGUUGGGGAGGAGUUUAGCAAACUAGAUUGGCUGGCAACUCGACUCCCGCUGAAACUUCUUGAGCAGGUGACCACGAUAAAUACCGACACCGAAGAGGUUGACACAAAGCUGCUUGAGCUUAUGGAGGCUCGCGUGGACGGAUAUCUCUGUCAGAGGCCCAGCUCUUCGGAAGGAAGUCUCAACAGCGACCCAUUAGCAAUCUGCGAAGCCAAGCCGUUCACACGUUCAAGUGCUCUCACAGCUAUUAGACGCCAAGAAGGUGCGGAAAUGGCGUGUUGGAUCUCACAGGCUGGUGAUUCGGAGACUGGACUUCUCAGAACUUCUACUAGUGGGAGAAAACGGCGCCUGAUGAUUAAUCAAGACCGCCACGAGAUUUCGGUUGUCGUGGCUGAGUACGGGGCCGGUUUCGAGAAGCAUAUCCGACCACAUAGAUCGGUCAGGCAAGGGACCGCCAAAACCCGACCCAAAGCAGGAAGGCUCGACAGCUCUGUCACCACAAAUUCGACACAGACACUCUCUUCGUUAGCGGACCCAGUCCCUCACGGAGGCAGACGUGAUCCCAGUCUCCUUGCCGGCUCACCAGGCUAUAUCAGCCGGGUAGAGAAGAAGACAAUAUUAGUCGAUGGUCCCAAGGGCGCAUCACAAGACGCUCGGCCAACGCCGCCAUUGAACAAAUCCAGCCGCACAAAAAAGAAGUGGACUCCGGACGUAGGCGACUUCUUAAUAAUGCACGAAUUCGGGCCAUUCGUGACGACGGAUCCCGGACACAUGGAGGUGCUGAUCAAGCGAAUCAUCGCACUCAUGCUGCAGUUGAGGGGUCCACAGGAGCCCUUCGUCCCUGUACCUCCCAGUCCACGAUUUCUUCUUCAGCCCGACCGACUUGUGGCCAGAACACCUGAUGUGACAACACGCCGAAAUAACAGAUUGAGGAAGUCACGGUCCUGGCCUGCAAGAACCAAUCAAUCGGAGCAAGACUGGGAAAAGCUUUCAGUCAAGCCGACGUGGGACUAG